Sinocyclocheilus grahami is the source of this 667-nucleotide messenger RNA. Its product is annotated as ephrin-B2-like. Lineage: Eukaryota; Metazoa; Chordata; Actinopteri; Cypriniformes; Cyprinidae. Bases 1 to 393 code for a protein of 130 amino acids. The transcript has a single exon. The record is from RefSeq and is a predicted model, not a curated record.
AUGCAGAAUGGUGAGUCCGGAGGCAAGAGCGGAGAGUCUGUAGGAUCCGCUGGAUCUGAAGUAGCCCUGUUUGCCGGUGUUGCAUCUGGUGCUGUCAUCUUCAUCAUCAUCAUCAUCGCUCUGGUAGCACUGCUGCAUCGGCGUCAUCAGAAACACUCCGUGCAGUGCUCCGCCCAGCUGCCAUUAAACACACUUCCCAAACGCGGAAGUGCUGCCAGUGGCGGCAGCAACAAUAACGGCUCUGAGCCGAGUGACAUCAUCUUUCCGCUGCGCACCUCAGGAAGCAUGUACUGCCCGCACUACGAGAAGGUCAGCGGUGACUACGGCCACCCUGUCUAUAUCGUCCAAGAAAUGCCGCCACAAAAUCCUGCAAACAUUUACUACAAAGUUUGACAGAGAAUGGACAACAAGCCACGGACACGGAAAAGCCGACCGGCUCUGUUUCAAAUGAUGGACAUCAGCGUUUUGAUGCCUCUCUGACGCUCAGAUGCUUGUUGCAGAUGUUUUAGCUCUAUUAGCUGGAUGCUAGAAGGGCUGAAGUGUUGUCUAAUUCAGAAGAACUUGGCUUUGAGACUUGAUUCUGGAUUAGAUGCUGGUGCACAUGGGAAUUUGCUCUUCUGUUUAUACCUUAAAACUGGAUGACUUUCAAAGCCUAGAACAAUCUUAC